AUGACCGUCGACAUACACUUGUACAACCUCCGGAACAUCCCUUAUUUCCUGGGAGUUGUCCGCGUGGGCUGGCUUAUCCGGAGUAUUCCGGAGCCUUAUUACGACGAAACCAUCAUCCGGGACGAGGAUGAUUUCCGGAACGAUGCGGAGUCUGUUCACGACGAAUUCGUCGGUCGUGGCCGCGGGGUUUUCCGAAGCCUGCCGCGGCCGUCGGAUGCGGCGAGGGAGCUGGUGGUUGUGAAGUAUGAGCCUGGAGGAGAUUUCCGGGAGGACAGUUGCAUAAUCUGCUUCGAAGAGUUCGAGAUGGAGGAGGAGGUGACGCGGUUGCCAUGCAAGCACACCUUCCACGUUGGCUGUCUCGCUCGAUGGUUGGAGCGCGGCAACGGUUGUCCUCUCUGCAGACGCGAGCAAUCUGCUUCCACCGCUGUGCUCUGA
This is a messenger RNA of Musa acuminata AAA Group (dessert banana), 435 nucleotides long. RefSeq lists its product as uncharacterized. Gene Ontology annotation, cellular component: cytoplasm. The transcript has a single exon. Bases 1 to 435 code for a protein of 144 amino acids. Lineage: Eukaryota; Viridiplantae; Streptophyta; Magnoliopsida; Zingiberales; Musaceae. Gene Ontology annotation, molecular function: ubiquitin protein ligase activity. Gene Ontology annotation, biological process: protein ubiquitination. The record is from RefSeq and is a predicted model, not a curated record.